ACGGCCAACAUGUUCAGCAAGCUCAUCGCCCUCGCCACCCUGGCGGCAGUCGCCCGCGCAGGCGUCGUGCCCACCGGCCCCGUGGCCUACGCCAGCCCGGCCGCCUACACCCACGCCGCCCCGGUGGCGUACGCCGCCCCCGCCGUGGCCAAGGUCGCCGCCCCCGUCGCCUACGCUUCCCCCGCCUACACCCACGCCACCUACGCCCACCCCGCCCCCGUUGGUUACGCCGCCCCUGCCGUGGCUAAGGUGGCCGCCCCCGUGGCGUACUCCGCUGCCCCCGCCUACACUCACGCCGCCUACGCCGCCCCCGCUGCGUACGCCCACGCCGCCCCUGUGGCCUACGCCACCCCCGCCGUGGCUAAGGUGGCCGCCCCCGUCGCCUACGCAGCCCCUGCUGCCUACGCUCACGGCCCCGUCGUCGCUAAGGCCGUCGCCGGCCCCGUCCUCGCCAAGACCGUCGUCGACACCGACUUCGACCCCAACCCCAGCUACAACUACGCCUACGACAUCCACGACGCCCUGACCGGCGACGCCAAGAGCCAGCAGGAGUCUCGCGAAGGCGACGUCGUCCACGGCUCCUACUCCCUGGUUGAGCCCGACGGCACCCGUCGCAUUGUCGAGUACACCGCCGACCCCGUCAACGGCUUCAACGCCGUCGUGCACAAGGAGCCCGCCCAGGUCGCCGUCAAGGCCGUCGCCGCCCCCGCGGCCUACGCCGCCCCCAUCGCCAAGGUGGCCGCCCCCGUCGCCUACGCCGCCCCUGCGGCCUACGCUCACCCCGGAGCGUACGCCCCCGCCGUCGCCAAGGUGGCCGCCCCCGUCGCCUACGCCGCAUCCCCCUACGGCUACCACCACUAAGUCCGACACCCUGAGUGCUGUCCCACCGCCUCCGACUAUUUAUUGACCUGACUGUAUA
Thrips palmi is the source of this 919-nucleotide messenger RNA. Its product is annotated as cuticle protein 21-like. Gene Ontology annotation, cellular component: extracellular matrix. The transcript has 2 exons. The record is from RefSeq and is a predicted model, not a curated record. NCBI's taxonomy places the organism in Eukaryota, Metazoa, Arthropoda, Insecta, Thysanoptera, Thripidae. The coding region runs from base 10 to 861 and encodes 283 amino acids.